Molecule: messenger RNA, 775 nt
Organism: Rhagoletis pomonella (apple maggot)
Lineage: Eukaryota; Metazoa; Arthropoda; Insecta; Diptera; Tephritidae
Exons: 2
Coding region: 250-579 (109 amino acids)
Source: RefSeq, a predicted model, not a curated record
CCGACUCGCAAGUCAGACGCACUGUAUAUGCCACCUAUUAAUGCUUAUGGUAUGAAAUUCAUGUAUUUAUGUAUAAUCAAUGUCUAAGCAUUUAUAUACAGCCGAAUUCGAAAUACUCCCGGCCAGUUCAUUCCUCCCGGAGUCUCUCCCGAAAUUCUCUUUUGACAGUUGAAACGUAAACAAUGUAAUAAAACCAAUUUGUUAAUUUCUAUUAUUAAAUUACAUUUUUCUUAUUAAACUAUAGAUAAAAUGUACACCAUAGCCUUCCAUUUGAUAGCAGAAGAGAUGGACGAAGAUGUGGAGCAGAAUGUGACACAAAGAAGGCACUUACGCGAUGCAACAAACCCGCUUGAGUUGCCCCAAGCUUUAUUUCAGAAAUAUCAUAGGGUAAACAAAGCAGCUUUUCGGUACUUGCUGGAUGUACUAACAGCGCAUACCCUGCCAGCAAAAAAGCCAUUUGCUGUUUCUCCGCUGAUAAAACUGGACGCAACUUUGCGCUUCUUUGCAGAAAGAAUACGACGUUUCUCUUGCUCAAUGCAGCCUCAGCAAAGUGGUUGGCGGAGUUAUAAAUAUUUUUGAAACUAAUCUUUGCACAAAAUGGAUCCGCUUUUGCAGAACGGCGGAAGAAAAACGCAAAUUUCAUUGGCACUUUACUGAAAGCAUGACAUUCCAAGUGAUAUGGGAUGCAUAGAUGGGACACACGUCCGCAUUAUAGCUCCCUCCCAGAAUAAACACUUAUAUUAUAACCGAAAGGGAAACUACAGCUUAAAUACCA